CCAUGGCAACCGCACAGGAAGUGAUGAAUGAUUCGGCGGGAGAUCAAGACGUGCGAUCCGCCAGCUCCAGAAAAGACAAGGAGAGACCAGACGAGAAGAAGACCAAACAGCCGUCUCCUGUGGAGGACCGACCCAGAGCUAAAGCUGCAGACGUGUCUCUUCCCAUCAGCCCCGAGCAGUGGGCUCAGUUCCAGUGUCCUGAGGAGCUUCGACAGGCCUUUCUUUCUGACGCCGGUCCUUACAGCAUCAACAGCACAUCCAUCAGCGCACAGAGCCGAACUCUGUUUUAUUUGGAUCUGUUGGUGAAAGAGCUGGAGUCGCUCUCCUUGACCCCGCUGACCUUUGCCCCUCUCCACCUGGCAGAGGUCAUCGCUCGCGACCUCAUGCAGAGCAGGAGUCAGUCUGACCUCUACCGCCUCAGGAUCAUCAGGAGCUGUGGUGAUCUGGGGUUCGAGUCUCCGUACUCGGAGCAUCUGCUGAGCUUCACACACGUUCCUGCAGACGAGCAGAUGCGGAGCCAGAGAGCCGUCGUUACACAGAGAAACGGAUCUCAGAGCGACGUGACGGACGAGACUGCUGACCGAGGUCCGUGUGGAUGGACAGCAUCCGCUCUCAGUCCUCAUCAGCUGUGGCUGGCCAAAGCCGACGUGUGUCUGAGUCUGAACCUGUUCCAACCUGCGAAAGUCCUGCUGACUCACACUCACCUGACAGCCCAGGAGCUUGGAGACCAGCUGUCAUUGGCUAAGAGUUUUCUCCUGCUGGCGGUUCUGGCCAAUCAUGAGCAGCGCUUCGGCGAGGCUCUCGCUCUGCUGCAGGAGGCGCAGGAGAUCGGAGGAGACGAGGAGUUCUGCUUUAUACUCGCUCAGACGCUCCAAAUGACCGUAGUGGAACAGGAAGAACAGGAAACGCAUCAUCAGGUGUGUGCGAUCACAGAACAGGCCUGCAGAGCCAUCAGAGCUGUUCUAGAGCAGAGAGGGAACCGAGCUUCAGUCCUCCGCUUCUUCAUCGCAUCGCUGCAGACCAGGGCCGCUGUGUUUCGUCAGCAUUUGUUGAGUUCUGCCGAUCCGUCAGUGGAGAUGCUGAUCUCGGUGUCUGACACGCUCAGACACACUGCUGCUGAACUCCUGCAGCUGGGAUACAGGACACACUCCGCCGAAGCCAUGCUAGAACACGCAAACACGCUCAGAAUCCUGGCUGUACACUCAUCGAGUGCAGAAGAGAAACAGCGCCACCUUCUGGACGCGUUCAGCCUGAUGAAGAGCGCUGUCUCUCUUCAGGAGCAAGUUCUCACUGAUGUCCUCAAUGUUCUUCCACCUCAUGAGCGGCAACCGGGGGCGCCCAUCUUCUGGCAGUAG
Sinocyclocheilus grahami is the source of this 1355-nucleotide messenger RNA. RefSeq names its product cilia- and flagella-associated protein 46-like. The record is from RefSeq and is a predicted model, not a curated record. Bases 3 to 1355 code for a protein of 450 amino acids. The transcript has 11 exons. Lineage: Eukaryota; Metazoa; Chordata; Actinopteri; Cypriniformes; Cyprinidae. Gene Ontology annotation, biological process: axoneme assembly; cilium movement involved in cell motility.